Messenger RNA from Guyanagaster necrorhizus, 375 nucleotides. RefSeq lists its product as uncharacterized. Lineage: Eukaryota; Fungi; Basidiomycota; Agaricomycetes; Agaricales; Physalacriaceae. Bases 1 to 375 code for a protein of 124 amino acids. The record is from RefSeq and is a predicted model, not a curated record. The transcript is spliced from 2 exons.
AUGUCUGACCUCGACGCUGACCUCUAUGGAGACCUUUACGACACUGAUUUCGCUGAUCAGGCGCAGGAGGAAAAACCGACGACAGCCCCGGAACAAGUACCUCAGGAGCCAGUAUCAACGCCGGCCUCGAAACCUCAGCAAAGUGCUCCAGUGAAGCCUUCACCGCCUUCAGUCGAUAUCAGAACGCCCUCUUAUUCGACGCCGGCAGUCCAAACGCCAAUAGCCCCUAUGAUGAUGCCACUAACACAGCAAAUUCCGACAUACGAACAGCCGCAGGAUGACUAUGGGGACUCCUCGCGAGCUGAUGGAGUUUACCAGAAUAUUUCGGUUGCUGAGCGGACCAUACGGCCCUCAGAAAUGAAGGACGAGGGGUAA